Molecule: messenger RNA, 1896 nt
Organism: Penicillium vulpinum
Lineage: Eukaryota; Fungi; Ascomycota; Eurotiomycetes; Eurotiales; Aspergillaceae
Product: putative ABC transporter
Exons: 8
Coding region: 1-1896 (631 amino acids)
Cellular component (GO): membrane
Molecular function (GO): ATP hydrolysis activity; ATP binding; ABC-type transporter activity
Source: RefSeq, a predicted model, not a curated record
AUGGACGAUCCCCCACCCUCGGGCACGUUUGGGUCCCCGGACCUGGAGCACAAUGACAGCGGACGCUUCUUGAUGAACGAGACUGUUCGGAAUUUCUCAUGGCAAGGUUUAACGGUUACCGUCAAGGAUCGUGAAACAAAGCAGCCCCGAGACCUGAUCAAUGAUAUUAGCGGUGAUGUGCAACAUGGGGAGCUCGUUGCCCUAAUGGGCCCAUCGGGAUGUGGCAAGACAACACUCCUCAACGUUCUUGCUCGACGUGCUGCGUCGUCUGGUGCGAGAGUUCUCGGGGAGAACUACGUGAAUGGCACACAAAUGGACUCCCGGGAUUUCCAGCGGGUGACCUCGUACGUCGAGCAGGAAGAUGUGUUGAUAGGGUCGUUGACGGUUCAGGAGACGUUGAAGUUCGCGGCGGACCUCUCGUUGCCCAGUUCUGUAUCGAAAGUUCAGCGCAUGGAUCGGAUCCGGACACUUUUGGAAGCAUUUGGUAUCCAGAACCAGGCAAACACGUUAGUUGGCACCCCUAUUCGGAAGGGUAUUAGCGGUGGCCAGAAGCGACGUGUGAGUGUGGCUAGCCAGCUCAUCACUAAUCCAAGGAUUUUGUUUUUGGAUGAGCCCACAAGCGGUCUGGAUUCAACUGCUAGUUUUGAGGUCAUAUCAUAUGCACGAGAGCUUGCUCGGGCCAACAACCUUCUCAUAAUUGCGAGUAUCCACCAACCGUCAUCCAAGACGUUCCAGCUCUUUGAUAAGCUGUUGCUUCUCUCGGCAGGGAAAACAUGCUAUUUUGGCGCAGUCUCGGGUGUGGAGAAUUACUUCAGUGGGAUUGGCUAUCCAAUUCCCGCGCAUACAAACCCUGCUGAAUUUAUCUUGGAUACUGUCAGUUCUGAUUUUGACAGCUCGAAAGACAUAGAGCAGCAAGUCGAGGUCAUUCAGAUUGCCUGGGCAACCUCUAAUGAGGCAAAAUCUUUAUCAAGACAAGUAUCUGAGCGAGCACGCUCGGUGGAGAAAUUUGUCGAGAAAGACUCGGUGGAAGAAACGGCUCGAGCGGGAGCAGUUUCUAUUACUAUAGCUCUGCUGCAUCGCUCAUUUGUCAAGUCUUACCGCGAUGUGAUUGCUUAUGGAAUCCGGAUCGCGAUGUACCUUGGAUUGGCUAUCAUGAUGGGGACAGUGUGGCUACGUCUUCAUCCAACCCAGGAUUUUAUACAGCCGCUUAUCAAUGCCGUUUUCUUUGGCUCCGCUUUCAUGUCUUUCAUGGCGGUAGCAUAUGUCCCCGCGUUCCUUGAGGACCGGGCAACGUUCGCCAAAGAGCGAGCGAAUGGACUAUAUGGUGUGACACCAUUCAUGGUCUCAAACUUUCUCAUUGGACUUCCCUACCUGUUUUUGAUAUCUCUCCUCUUCUCGAUCGUCUCCUACUGGCUCUCCAAUUUCCAGCCAACAGCAGAAGCCUUCUUCACCUGGGUGAUGUGGAUAUUCCUCGACCUUGUGGCGGCCGAAUCACUUGUGGUCCUCGUGACAUCAAUAUUCCCAAACUUUGUAAUCUCCUUGGCACUUGUCGCAUUCGCAAAUGGGCUUUGGAUGAGUGUUGGAGGGUUUAUGGUCACGCAAAAGAUCCUCAAUCCGUUCUGGAAAUAUGUGUUCCACUACAUCGAUUACCAGGCUUAUGUCUUCCAGGGUAUGAUGGUCAAUGAGUUCUCGAAUCGGAAUUAUUCGUGUGGUGCCGGUUGCCGGUGCAUGUGGUCCACUGACUUGGAAGACCAGUGUCUCAUUCGGGGUACUGGGGUGCUAGAAUCGUAUGGGUACUCCACCGGUCAGACGGGAAAGUGGGUUGGAAUCCUUCUGGGCAUCAUUGCGGGAUAUCGACUCCUUGGGUGGAUUGCUCUCUAUCUGCGCAAGAAUUAA